GGGAGAUGAGAUUCAACCACCGCAGGAGCACCCAGAGUGGACCGGGGAGGAAACUUUGUGAUCAGGCUGAAAAAACCUGCUGAACUGGGGAUUAUCUGCGGGACAUGGACGGGUUGGUCUGAGCGCAGUUUUGCACAAUCCCGGUGUGUGCGCCAGCUGCGGAGCGGACCGCGCACUGCGACUCCAGGCGGCUCCGAAGGAAACCAUAUCUGGUCAAAGUAUUCGUUGCUGUCACCCAGCGGGACGCACCGGCUAUAAAUAGCAUUGGAGGAGGUCUCUGCGUUUUCCAGAAGGGCUCCAGGCACUUGGCUGCCUCUGCUGAUAUUAGACUCCUUUACUGGGGGUCACUGAGUUGUUUCCUUGCAUUGAUCUACGACAGGACGUGUGAGGCUUCUGAUCUCCUGAAGUUUUUAUUUCUCACUUGGAGGGGUUAAUAAGGUGUGCUGUCCAUCAUGUCGGUGUUGAGGAAGGAGAUGGAGAAGUACAGGGAUAUAGACGAGGACGAGCUACUGAAGAAACUCUCAGAGGAAGAGCUCCAGCGGUUAGAAGAUGAAUUAGAGGAGCUGGAUCCUGACAAUGCAUUGUUGCCGGCUGGUAUGCGGCAGAAGGACCAGACAAAGAAAGCUCCGACAGGAACAUUUCAGAGAGAUAACCUCCUGGCCCAUCUGGAGAAACAAGCCAAAGAGCAUCCUGACAGAGAAGACCUGGUGCCGUUCACUGGGGAGAAAAGAGGGAAAGCCUGGGUGCCUAAAAAAAUUGUGGACCCCAUGAUUGAGAAUGUGACCCUGGAGCCGGAGCUGGAAGAAGCCCUUGCUAGUGCUACGGAUGCUGAACUCUGUGAUAUCGCAGCCAUCCUGGGUAUGCACACACUUAUGAGUAACCAGCAGUACUACGAAGCCCUGGCCAGCAGCACCAUAGUGAACAAGCAAGGCCUCAACAGUGUGAUCCAGUCCACCCAGUAUAAACCAGUCCCUGAUGAGGAGCCUAACGCCACUGAUGUAGAGGAGACGCUGCUGAGAAUAAAGAGGAAUGACCCUGAGCUGGUGGAGGUCAACCUUAACAACAUCAGGAACAUCCCCAUCCCGACUCUGAAGGCGUACGCAGAGGCUCUGAUCAAAAACACAGUGGUGGAGAGGUUCAGCAUCGUAGGAACCAGAAGCAAUGAUCCCGUUGCAUUUGCCCUGGCAGAGAUGUUGAAGGUCAACACAACACUGAAGAGCCUGAAUGUUGAAUCCAACUUCAUCACAGGGACAGGAAUCCUGGCACUUGUAGAGUCUCUGCAACUUAACACUACACUACAGGAGCUGAAGAUAGAUAACCAGAGCCAACCAUUAGGCAACAAGGUAGAGAUGGAGAUAGCCAGCAUGUUGGAGAAAAACACCACACUCUUGAAGUUUGGCUACCAUUUCACCCAGCAGGGACCGCGCCUCCGAGGCUCCAACGCAAUGAUGAACAACAACGACUUGGCACGGGUCGUCAGGUCAGAGUCAGACGGAUCCUUCACCCUCACUUUGUCCGUCCCAGAGCUGGAGAGAGCCUUCGGGAAAAAGUUCAAGCCUAAGACUAAUAAGAAAGAGAAGGCUUGAGGGAGGACCCAUCUUCCCCAAGUGUCGGACAAAUGUGUAGAAACCAGGGCUAUCUUCAACCCUCUGUUUCCCCUCGACUCCUACCAGCUUUCCAAAGCCCCUUCUAUAAUCCUUCUCAGCGACCUACUGUACCUAAUGUCCCGUGACGUGAACAUCACAUUAAGUUCAAUUGUUUGGGGUUCAGUUGUUAAUCUUUGAACUCUUUUACUUUUCAGCCUCUUAGAUCUGAUGAGAUUAGUCAUCCAUCCGAGCUGUCAGUGCAUGCAGAAAGUGAGAUUAUGUUCUUAUUUUCAGUGCUCUGAAACUUUUGUUUUGACAGUUUAUGUAACUCUUUGUACAAACUCACAAAAACAGUGCAAAUCUUGAAUCCCAUACUGGGUCCCUACAUGUCUUGAUUCCUUAAUAGGGGGGCUGGAGGACUGGUUUUAAUGUGGGCUCAUUUGGAAGGUGAAGGGCAACUUUUAGCAAAGUGUUUUUAUUGUUGAGUUGAAUGGAUUCUAAUUAUUAAUAGUGUUGUAAAUGAAUUGUGUUGUCCUUUUACUGUUAUCCUCCUUUUCUCUGUCAAUGUUGAAUUUUCAACAAAAUAAACAACAAAGCUAAUGUUCCAAUUUAAAAAAAAAAAAAAAACUAUCACGUCAGAUUCUGAUGUUAUAAUCUUCACCCUAAAAGUAUCCUUAAAUACAUAAAUAUACAGAUUGUUCAGUAAGUUAAAGCUGGCUACUGUGCGAUUUGUCACUAUAUAACAUAUUUAUUAGUGACAGACCUGGGAAAGAGGCAGGAGCCAUUCAAAUACUUUACAUCAUACAUCAUAUAGAUUGACGGUGCUGGAACAUGUAAUAACUUGUGUAAAAACUGCUGUAAAUGAAAAUGUACACUCUAAUUACAUUUGACGCUGUUCCGUUACCCAACAUUAAUAUUACCUGUUUGAGCACAGAGCAUUCCUGCUAGCUGGGGAUGACUGCUGCUUAUUUGUAUUUACUAAAAUAAAGACAAACCCACAAUAAGAUAUAUUUCUCAUCUAGUGUGUGUAGCAUUUCCGCUAUAGAUUGCAAGCAUCAUUCUGUGCAUUUUUACACAUUCAAUUUUGUUGUUUGCGAAGCCUCAGUUAAACAAACUGUGAGUGUUUGAAUCGACCUCUGUUACAUCUUAAACCAGGUUUGGUAAGAGUUUGUGUUUGUUUGUUUUUUAUUUACUGGAGCUAAAAUGUGUGGUUAAUAUGAAAUGUAUGGUACUUGUUCACUGUUUCACCUUAAAUCGUCAAUCCAGGUUUGCAGAAAUGGAUGAAAUUUUUAACGUCUUUAACAUCUUGUAGAGCCUAUUGAAGUAGAUACUGCAAUUCAGCAUGUAUCUGUAACAUGGUAAUAGAGGUGUAAUAAACAGGUAGUAAUGAAGUAAUUACUAGGUAUUACCACCAGCAAUAACUAUUAAAAAUUAAACA
Molecule: messenger RNA, 3024 nt
Organism: Sphaeramia orbicularis (orbiculate cardinalfish)
Lineage: Eukaryota; Metazoa; Chordata; Actinopteri; Kurtiformes; Apogonidae
Gene: tmod1
Product: tropomodulin 1
Exons: 13
Coding region: 453-1586 (377 amino acids)
Biological process (GO): myofibril assembly; muscle contraction; pointed-end actin filament capping
Cellular component (GO): myofibril; cytoskeleton; striated muscle thin filament
Molecular function (GO): tropomyosin binding
Source: RefSeq, a predicted model, not a curated record